CACUGAUUGGCAGCACUGAUAGGUGGCACUGAUUGGCAUUGAUAGUUGGCACUGACUGGCACUGAUGGGUGACAUUGAAAUGCAGCUCAGAUGGGCACUGAUAUGUGGCAUUGAUGUGCACUGGUAUGCACUGAUAUGUGGCACUGAUGGGCACUGACACAUGGCACUGAUGAGCACUGACAGGUGGCACUUCUGGGGCCACACUGAUCAUCAGGGCACACUGAUGAUCAGUGCCCUGAUGAUCACUGUCAGCGUGACAGCUCGAGAGGAGAGAAAUGCCGAUAACCGGCAUUUCCGUGUUUACAUGUGAUCAGCUGUGAUUGG
Messenger RNA from Staurois parvus, 324 nucleotides. The record is from the annotation of a GenBank genome assembly. NCBI's taxonomy places the organism in Eukaryota, Metazoa, Chordata, Amphibia, Anura, Ranidae.